AUGACCCCCAUGACCCUGGGGACCCCCCCAAUGUCACAUGACCACGCCCCCUCGCGCUGGCCACGCCCCCUCCCCUCACGGCCGCCGCCGCCGCCGCGGCCGGACCGGAACCGGACCGGAACCGGAACCGGACCGGAACCGGGGCCGGAACCGGGGCCGGAAGCGGAACCAGAACCGGAACCAGAACCGGAACCGGCCCCGGAGCCGCCGCCGAGCCCCCGGCCCCGAGCCCGCCAUGGGGGCCGGGGGGGGGGCGCGGGGCGGGCCCCCCGGGCCGGGGGGGAGCGGCUGAAACGGCGGGACCGGGACCGGGACCGGGACCGGGGGGGGGCCCGGGGUGAGGGGGGGUCCCGCCAUGGGCUGCAACAUGUGCGUGGUGCAGAAACCCGAGGAGCAGCACCGGGUGAUGCUGCAGGUGGGCGGCAGGGAGGGGUCGCGCCGGGGGGGCCCCCGGGGGGGCUCGAAGGAGCCGCUGGUGCUGACGGUGCUGGGGAGGGGUCCCCGCGGCGCCCCCCCCCGCCGCCCCCCGCCCGGGGGGGGCCGGGACCCCCACCCACAAUUCUGGGGGGGCUCGUGGACAGCGGCACCCAGACGGACAUCAGCUUCCAGAGCCGCCGGGGGGGCGCCGAGCCGCCCCCCCAGGAUUACUUUGACCCCGCGGAUUUGGGGGAGCCCGAGCGCCCCGAGGAGCUGGAAUAUGAGGAGGUGCAGCUGUACAAGACCAGCCACCAGCUCGGCAUCACCGUCUGCUACCGCACGGACGGCGAGGAGGACCCCGGCAUCUACGUGGGGGAGGUGAACCCCAACAGCAUCGCAGCCAAGGACGGGCGGAUCCGAGAGGGAGACCGGAUCGUGCAGAUCAACGGGGUGGAGAUCCAGGACCGGGAGGAGGCCGUGGCCUUCCUGACCCGCGAGCAGCAGACCAACAUCUCCCUGCUGCUGGCCCGGCCCGAGAGCCAGCGCUGGAAGGACAGCGACCGAGAGGAUUUCCUGGACGAGUUCGGCUCCGACGAGGAACCGGAGCUGAGGGGGGCCUGGACACCCCCCGGGCAGCCCCCCAGCCCCGCCACGCCCGGCGGCGGCCGCGCCGAGCCCGACAGCGGCGUGGGGCGCACGGACGAGUCCACGCGCAACGAGGAGAGCUCGGAGCACGACCUGCUGGCCGAGGAGGCCGGCGAGGGACCCCCCCCGCCCCCACGGCCUCCCCCGCCGCGCCGCGAACCCCAAAAUCCCCAAAAUUCUCCCCAAAAUUCCCCCCAAAACUCGGCGCGGCUCCACGCAAAACCCGGCGCUGGAGGAGCGGCCGCGCGGAACGGCUCCGGCUGCGGGUCGGCGGGAAGAGCCGGAGGUGGAGCAGGCGGGCGGCGCGGAGCGGGGCCGGAGCCGGGACCGGGGUUCGGACCGGGGUUCGGACCGGGGUUAGGCUCCGGUUUAGGCCCGGGUUUGGGGCCGGGGUUAGGCCCGGGUUUGGGACCGGGUUUAGGCUCCGGUUUAGGCCCGGGGUUAGGCCCGGGUUUGGGGCCGGGGUUAGGCCCCGGUUUAGGCCCCGGCUCGCCGUCGCCGCCGCUGCCCGCGCUGAGCCCCGCGGAGCUCCGGCGGUACCGGGCGCUGCGCGGGCGCGGAGCUCCGAGCGGGCCGGGCCGGGCGGAGCUGGCGCGGCUCGAGGAGGAGCUGCGGCAUUUGGAGUUCAAGUGCCGCCACCUCCUGCGGGCGCAGCAGCUCGAGCGGCUCCGCGAGCGCGGCCGCCGCGCGUGGCGGGACCCCCGGCCGGGGGUCGAGGGCCCUUUGGCCGAUAUCGCCGAAGCUCCGGAGCGCGACAGCAGCAGCGCCUACAACACCGGCGAGAGCUCCCGCAGCUCCCCGCUGCUGCUCCGCGCCGGCCUCGCCGCCGCCGCCGCGCCGCCCCCCGCGCCCGCGGCCGCCGCCAAAGGGCCCCGCGGGAAGCGGCCGGGCCGGGACCGGCUGCUCAAGGCUCGGGCCAUCAAAAUCCUGGAGGAGCGCGGCGGCUCCACCGACGACGACGCCCGGAGCGAGUUAAAGACCGGCCGCUACUGGAGCCGCGAGCAGCGCAAGCAGCACCUGGCCCGGGCCCGGGAGCAGCGGCGCCGCCGGGAGUUGCUGCUCCAGGGGCGGCCCGAGGCGCCGGCGGGGCCCGGAGCGGCCGCGGGCAGCGGGGCGGGGGGCGCCGAGACCCCCCAGCCCCCCCAGCACGGGCAGGGGUCGCGGCGGGGGCUGCGCAAGAGGAGCCGCCGCAUCCUGGAUAAUUGGGUGACGAUCCAGGAGAUGAUGCUGGCGCAGCACGGGGGGCGCCUGGAGCACCCCCUGCUCUCGGUCACCACCGUGUGACACCCCCGGGGGGAGUUUGGGGGGCAAAAAUUCAUCCAAUCC
Molecule: messenger RNA, 2388 nt
Organism: Taeniopygia guttata (zebra finch)
Lineage: Eukaryota; Metazoa; Chordata; Aves; Passeriformes; Estrildidae
Source: RefSeq, a predicted model, not a curated record